GCCGCCUCCGGCAAGCCUACCGCGUGGUGCUCCAGGAGGUCUUGCGCGCGGGCGCUCUCCCCAGCGAGGACGGCGAACUGCAGGGGUUGAGGGCGUGGGCGCUGCUGAUCCUCGUGUGGCGCAUGCUGCUGCAGAGGCCCGCCAGCACGGGCGCUCCAGCGGCGCGCCGCGCAGGCGACGCCGAGGCGAGCCGCCAGCGCGCCCAAGAGAAGGCGGUGGCGCUGGUCAGGGCAGGCGGCCUCAGCAAAGCUCGACAGUUGCUGGCGUCGCGCGGGCUAGCGCCAGGCACGGCCGAGACGCUGGCUGAGCUGCGGGGCCCCGCUCGGCGCCCGCCACUGCUCGCGGCCGCGCUGCCGGCAGCUGCGCGCGCUUUCCGCCCGGCCCGCCCGGUCGAGCUAGACCGCCACAUUUGGUCUGGGUGCGUCCGCUCUGCGCCGAAGGGGUCUUCUAGCUCGCUGUGCGGAGCAAGCUUUGAGCUCCUCAAGUUGGCCUUGCGCGAGGAGGGCGCGCUCGAGCUUCAGGCUGCCGUGGCGGAGGUGCACGCCCGGGCAGAGGUCCCAGUGAGCGUCGCCCGCGCCCUCGGCACUGGCCGCGUGGCCGUGUUGCUGAAGGGCAGCGGCCGCGCGCGAGGGGUAGUGGCAGGAGAUGCCUUCCGCAGGCUUGUCGCGAAAGUACUUCUGGGAGUUGCGCGCAAGGUGACGCAGGGGGAGGGCGGAGAGCAGGGCGACCCGCCUAUGUCAGCGCUGCAUUCCUUGGCCCAACACGGCGCCCUGGAGAUGGCGCGCGCGCGGCUGCAACCUGGGGGGGAACUGCUUGCUUGCCGCGGCGACGUCUACAUCGUAUGCAGACCAGAGCGGGCCACUGCAGCUGUCUACGACGUCACGAACGCAAUGCGGGAGUGGGCGGGCAUCGAGGCGAACCUCGGCAAGCGCCGCCUGUGGAACCGAGGCGGCCUCGAAGCAGAAGUGCACCGGGCGCUGGGCACAGACGUGUGGGUCGGCGGGGCCCAGGCGCCAGAGGAGCACCGCGGCCUCAAGGUGCUCGGCGCGCCCCUUGGCGCGCCGGCGUUCGCAGCCAGGCAGACCAAGAGCGGACAGACGAGGGGCGCAGAUUCCUUCAAGAGCUCCCACACUUGCCCGACCUUCAGUGGGCACGGCCGCUCGCUCCAGGAAGUGCUGUGCGGCCUCCUCGACCUUGCCCCCUCGCUGACGGAGCUGGAGCCUGGCGAGUGGAAGCGCGGAUGGCAGUACCACGCGUCAGCAGCGCGAGCGCAACGGUUCAGGGGGGAUGUUGUGCGACCCAGCCUCGCAGAGGACCAGCAGUGGAAUUUUGACUCCGAAGGAGGCCGCUGCGGCGGGCGACGCCUUUCCCUGGUCCCGACGACGCCCGAAACUACCUUCACACCAGAGCGUUUCCGCGCGCUGCUCCUCCGACGGCUCCGCCUGCCUCCGGACACCGCAGCUAGCAGGUGCCACGGGCGCUCCUGCCAAGCCCGCCUUGACUUGCGCGGCGACCGCAGAGCAGCUUGCCCCCGCAGCGGACGGCUGCUCAAACGCGGCGCCCCCAUCGAACGGAUGUGGGCCAGGGUGUGCCUUGAGGCGGGGGGCCGCGUCCGCACCGACGUGUUUUUGCGCGACGUGGACCUGCCAGGCAUCGGGGCCGACGACGGGCGCCGAAUCGAGGUUGUCGCAAAUGGCCUCCCGGCCUACCACGGUCGCCAGGUCGCCAUCGAUGCCUGCAUCGCGUCGCCGCUGACGGCCGCUGGCAGGCCUGCCGCGCGGAGACGCCGCCCGGGGCUUGUGCUUCAGCGAGCCCGCCGCCGCAAUCAGACCACCUACCCCGAACUCGUGGGCUCCAGGCGCAGCUACCUCUUGGUGGCCGGAGCAGAAACGGGCGGACGCUCGGGCGAGGAAGCGUGCAAGUUCCUCGUGGUCUUGGCGCGGGCCCGGGCCAGGGGCGCGCCAGCUGCGCUCCGAGGGUCGCUGACAACCGCGCUUCUGCGCAGGUGGACUGGCAUGCUGUCCUUUGCCAUCCACGAGGACGAGGCAGCUGGCGCCAGGCCGCCUCGCGCCUGGGGCGCUGAACGGAACCCCGCUGCAGCUGGCGCAGGCCUGGGAGCGACCGGCGGGCAGGCCAGGCCGCGACAGGACGACCGCGCCGCGAGCGGCUGGCAGCGGCGGCGGCUGGAGGCAGCGGAGGCGGCCGGGGCGGCGGCCGCCUGGCUGUCGGCCGCGGCGGCGGCGGCGGAGGCAGGGGCAGCGCGGCGGCAGCAGCUGCGGCUUGCCGGCGGCGGCUGA
Molecule: messenger RNA, 2297 nt
Organism: Prorocentrum cordatum
Lineage: Eukaryota; Dinophyceae; Prorocentrales; Prorocentraceae
Source: the annotation of a GenBank genome assembly